Eruca vesicaria subsp. sativa (arugula) is the source of this 1114-nucleotide messenger RNA. The record is from the annotation of a GenBank genome assembly. Lineage: Eukaryota; Viridiplantae; Streptophyta; Magnoliopsida; Brassicales; Brassicaceae.
AUGGAGAUAAAAACCACCUUCUCGGUUUGGUAUAUUCUUAUGAUUUUCAUAGGUUUGUCUCAAGGACAUCAACAUCUUAGAAAGAAGACACGCUCUUCUGCAGUUGUUGUUGGAACUGUCUACUGUGACACUUGUUUCAACAGCGCCUUUUCAAAAUCACCCAACCACAUAAUCUCAGGUGCUAUAGUCGCAGUGGAAUGUCUUGACACAAACUCCAAACCGAGUUUUCGACAAGAAGUGAAAACAGACGAGCACGGCGAAUUCAAAGUAAACCUACCUUUCUCUGUAAGCAAACAUGUGAAGAAGAUCAAGAGAUGCUCAGUGAAGUUGCUAAGCAGCUCACAGCCUUACUGUUCCAUAGCUGCUUCCGCCACUUCUUCUUCUCUCAAACGUCUUAAACGUAGAAAACACGGAGAGAACACUCGAGUCUUCUCCGCAGGGUUCUUCACUUUCAAACCUGAGAACCAACCAGAGAUAUGUAGCCAGAAACCUAUCAAUCUCCGUGGAGCCAAGCCUCUUUUACCGGAUCCAUCUUUCCCUCCACCGAUCCAAGAUCCGGUUCCGGAUAACCCUCUCCCUAUUCUCCCAAUUCUUCCUCCGCUUGUAGACUUGCCUUUACCUACACUUCCUCCUCUUCUUCCACCAAAGAGAUCAGCUUCCUUGCCUAACAAGAAAGAUAGUUACUUGGCAGACAAGAAUACGAAAGUAGUAAAACCUGAUUCCUUUGUUACGCCUCUCCUCCCUCCGAAUCCGCUAAACCCGCCAUCUGUCAUCCCACCAAACCCGGUUACGCCUCUCUUACCUCCAAUCCCGAUAGUUUCUUCUCCACCAAGUCUUCCACCGUUUCAACCAUCUCCUUCCACGUUGGUCCCUCCUACUCGUCCACCUGUUCCGGUCAAAACUCCGCCUUCACCAGAGCCACCUUCUUUCACUAUUGCUCUUCCUCCCAUCUUCAUUGGAGUCCCUCCGGCUUCAUCUUCCUUUUCUAGUCACCAUGAUCAACCCUAGUUUUAAAUGUAAUCUCAUAUCUACCAUCUUUGUUAUUUUUGUUUUUCCCUCAGAAUUUUCACUUGUUGGCUUGUUGUAAUUUCAAUAAAUAUUAUUACUAAGGAGA